AGUGUAGAAGCGGUGCUUGAGGACGUCGCUACUUUAAAUUGGUCUGCCACCAUUUCUUCUAACAGCAAGGGGGACCCAAACCACAUACCUAAGGGUUGUGUGCAGUCGAGUGCAAAAUUAUUAUUUUCUCCUCUACUGUUUGCUCGCACUAUACCACCGCCAUCCUAGUCCCUGACAACCACAUAUAGCCUCAUUUUCUUCUCAUGUGCCCAAUGCCAGCUUCUUUAAAGGGCAAAGUGGUAAGCACCGCCUGUGGUCCUGAAGGACCAGUCAAUCCAUGGGGCCUCGCUGCUGUGAUUGGUGCGUAGAACACCGUUGCCUGGCACCUCCCUCGCCCCCAUUCGGAUUGUCAGCGGUCUUCUGGUUUGGAUUUUGCUGGAAUGUGGAGAGCGGGCUUUGGGCUGACGCCUGAAACAGGUGCAAGAGCAAAAUCAGAAGCCAGCGGCGGGGAGACCCUGAUGCAAUGGUGUCCUCUAGUCCAGAGGACUAGGAACCCUGAAGUGGAUUGAAUUUCUUCCUUGGAGUGUAUAAGUCUGCUAGAGCUCCAGCAAGCUGUUGCCCAUAGGAAAAAAGGAUUUACAGAUCCCUCUAUUCUACCUUCAUCACCCUCCCUUUCGCCAGUGACAGUGUAUAAAUUACCUGUGCUUCUGCCACCUUCGGCUUCUCUCCUUUACUCACUGCACUGAAAAGGGGAUCCUGUGGGAAACUGCAGGUGCUUCUGGCUGUUGGGAGCUGUCUACGGUGCUGAAGCUUUUCCAGACUCCUUUACCUAACCCGGGAACUAUUGAUAUUUUGUGUUUUCCAUCAAACCCUUUUUUGUUUCCCUAUGCCUUGGAUACUCCAGCUUUCAGUAAUGUAAAUAACUAAUUAGAACAUGGCCCAUGUGAAAUAUUUUCGUUUAGCCUCUUCAGGAUUUUACUUCUGGGAAGCAGCUGUGUUACUCAGUUUGGUCGCCACAAAGGAGACUGACAGUGCAAGAUCACGUAGUACACCAAUGUCACCAUCUGAUUUUUUGGAUAAACUAAUGGGCAGGACAUCGGGCUAUGAUGCAAGAAUCAGACCCAAUUUUAAAGGCCCUCCAGUUAACGUCACAUGCAACAUAUUCAUAAACAGCUUCGGAUCCAUUGCAGAGACAACAAUGGAUUACAGAGUGAACAUCUUCCUCCGUCAGAAGUGGAAUGAUCCACGCCUUGCAUAUAGUGAAUACCCCGAUGAUUCUCUAGAUUUAGAUCCAUCCAUGUUGGAUUCCAUUUGGAAACCUGACCUUUUCUUUGCUAAUGAAAAAGGUGCCAACUUUCAUGAGGUUACUACAGACAACAAAUUGCUAAGAAUUUUCAAAAAUGGCAAUGUGCUAUAUUCAAUCAGAUUGACAUUAAUACUCUCCUGUCCAAUGGAUCUCAAAAAUUUUCCUAUGGAUGUACAAACAUGUAUAAUGCAACUAGAAAGCUUUGGAUAUACCAUGAAUGAUCUCAUCUUUCAAUGGCAAGAUGAGGCACCUGUACAAGUAGCAGAGGGGCUCACUUUGCCCCAGUUUGUUUUAAAAGAAGAGAAAGACUUACGGUACUGCACCAAACACUACAAUACAGGAAAGUUCACAUGUAUUGAAGUUCGUUUCCAUCUUGAACGUCAGAUGGGCUACUACCUGAUCCAGAUGUAUAUACCUAGUCUCCUGAUUGUUAUCCUAUCUUGGGUUUCAUUUUGGAUUAACAUGGAUGCAGCUCCAGCCAGGGUAGCUUUGGGGAUAACAACUGUGCUGACUAUGACUACACAAAGCUCAGGAUCCAGGGCUUCUCUUCCUAAGGUCUCCUAUGUCAAGGCUAUUGAUAUCUGGAUGGCAGUAUGUCUCCUCUUUGUGUUCUCAGCACUCCUAGAGUAUGCAGCUGUCAACUUUGUAUCCAGACAACACAAGGAACUAUUGAGAUUCCGUCGGAAAAGAAAGAAGAACAAGACAGAAGCUUUUGCAUUGGAGAAGUUUUACCGUUUCUCAGACACGGACGAUGAGGUAAGGGAAAGUCGGUUCAGUUUUACAGCCUAUGGAAUGGGACCAUGUCUGCAAGCAAAAGAUGGAGUGACCCCAAAGGGGCCAAAUAAUCCUGUCCAGAUCACACCAAAAAACUCCGAUGAAAUGAGGAAAGUAUUUAUCGACAGAGCCAAAAAGAUUGAUACCAUUUCCCGAGCCUGCUUCCCAUUAGCCUUUUUGAUUUUCAACAUUUUUUAUUGGGUUAUCUACAAAAUUCUUAGGCAUGAGGAUAUUCAUCAGCAGCAAGAUUAAGCACAGGGGCAUACAAGCUUAGUUGUUCCAUUUAGCAGGAAAUCUCUCUGUUAUAUAUGUCAUGCAUUUGUGUGUACAUGCAUACGUACCUGCACAGGUGUGUGUGUGUACAGCUGAUGACAGGUGUUUUCAAGAUACAUAUGAUAAAGAAAUUUUAUUUUGAUUUGCUAUGCAGAGUCAUAAUCAGACAAAUGAAGAUGAGUAUAUACUCUGAAACUUUCUAUUUCAUACUAAAUAAAGAUGACCAAUUUUUCAUAGUAUAUCAUAUCAUAAUCUACUACAGCUUUACUGCCAAUAUGUUUUAUGGUACAUCUUAUUACAUAGUGGUAGUAAUGUAUACCACUUUUUGGAGUUCCUAUGAUUUUUUUUUAAUUUAAUGUUAUUUCCUAUUAAAAUUUGUUUGAAGCAUCACUGAUGAGUCCAAUAUAAACAACAAUUACUUAGAAUUCCUUUUGUAAAGAAAAAACAUAGAAUGUAGUGAAAAAUCAAUAGUUUGUCCCUGAAAGCUGUUUUCUUACAUUGUGUCUACCUGCCACUUAAAUCACUGCUUAAUUCAAUAGACUAUAUCAGACAUACUGGGGUUUUGGCAUUGUGUCAACACAGCUAAUAGCUUUGAUGGAAAUGAAUAAAUUUUUCUAAUCCAGGAAAUAUUCAAAUUUUUUAGAAAAUAAUUUAGUGUUGUGACAUUUUUCAUAAGCAGGUCAUCUCUCUAGCUAACUAGCAUAAAUGGCCCAGGAGGCCAGUUGUCAACAAAAUCCCCUUCUUAGCCUUUAUUAUUCUCUUUGAAUUAGAGUUGGUUCAACAGAAACACAUUGUUUUUAAAGAAUUGUUAUGCCUGUGUAUUUUUAAUUAUUCACAAACAAUAUUUGAUAAAUCUACGGGAGUUUUUUUAGAUUUUGAUAGUUAUUUGAUUUUACUCAUAUAAUUAUAGUUAAUAAUUUUUAUUGUGACUGAAGAUGAAUUGUUCAGUGAAAUAUUCACAUUUUAAUAUAGCAUGGGGGCUAAAAAGAUAGAAGAAAGUAUUUAAAAAUUGGGGCUAGAAACUGAUUUGAGGAAAUUACAGUGGAAUUAGAGAUUAAUGUUGGAACAAAUUUUCCUAUGAGAUCUGUGUAAAUUAAAAAACCAAAUCAUACUUAAAAGGACAAACACAAUUUGUCCUAUAAUGCAAGAAUGAGUCUAUUUUUCCCAAAACCAAAUAACUAUUGAGUUUUUCUUUUAUAAAUUUGAGGAAUGUCUUAAAUAUUAAGCACAAUUCUUCCAAUGCACAAAAUGAUCCUUGGGAGUCUUCAAAAUGUCAGAAAAUUGAAAUGGACCCCAAUAUUUGACCACCCCUUCAGAUGGUUUGAACCUAAACCAAAAGUUUUACCACAACAGAAUAAGAGAAAUUAUCAAUCAACACUAUUUGUGACACAUGGAACUCCGAAAUAUGACCACCCAAAUCCCAUAUUGAUAUAAUAAAUGAAUUUGGGAUUCUAGUUUGAUUUGCUUGCCUUCUCUAUUAAAUUAACCUUGAAUUAUUAUUUUGUUUAUAAAAGAAAUACAAUUUCAUCAAAAUUGCUGUACACAUGUAUCCAAAGGGAUACCAGAGGCCAAAUUACUUCCAAAGAAUCCUUUCUGCAUUGGGAGAGUUGAGUCCAAGGUAGAAAAUCUAGCAAAAGCCCUCUCAUGAACUUAAAAUCUGGCAGUCUGCUAUUCUGAUCUUUGUACACUGCCAAACUGAAAGCUAGAACUGCCAUUUAAAGCUAAAACUGUUUCUUAAUUUAAGGGGUCACAAUAGUUAUCACCGAUGGGCCCUUUGAGCAAUUAAUUGCACUAUGUUCUAAUUCUGUAUCACUUUUAAUAAUCCCUUUUUUAAAGCGUGGCCACUUUCACUGCUCAAAUUUCUCUUGAGAUGUAGAUGGAACACAAGUUGCUUGUUAUCUUGACAUUGUAGACAAACACUGCAGCUAAAACAGCUUGUUACUAUAAACUUUCCUUAUUUUUGAGAAGUGUGUAUCCAAAAGCAAAAAUGUUUGAGACAAACAUAUGCUAUGUUGCUAACAGCCCAGUUCAUGUGAAUCAAACCUUGUAAAAUGCAUUUUACUGAAAGCAAGAGCUUUGAAAACAUGUGUGUGUGUGUGUGUGUGUGUGUGUGUUUAAGGUUUAGAUGUAAGGGAGUUAAAAGGAUGACUAAAAUUCGGAAAAGUUCCUGAAAAGCACUUUGUAUGCAAUUCUUCUAUCCUUCAGCCUAUUAUACUUCAAUAUUUCUCUCUAAUUAUUAAGAUAAUAUAUGGCGUCUUAUCCCCAAGCAAGCAAGCAUGUGUUAAGUGUAUAGAAUGUGGAUAUUCAUAAAUCAUGUUUCAUUUCAGCUACUAAAAUCUGCUCCAGAUAUCAGCUGUUUCUAUAUUGGAGGAUGAAGCAUUAAAGGCUCCAUCCAGUUAAACAAUUGUCCUUAAACAAAUUCAUGCAGGAUUAUGAAUCUUGUUCCUACCUAUUUUAUAUUAUCUUAUAAACAUUUUCCUCAAAAAGUAAUGAGAAAUUACUCCAAUAUUCAUAUUACUGACUAUACAUGUCAAAUAACAAAAUCACACCUGUAUAUAAUUUGAAUUUGUUAAUCUCUCAUUAACUUUCAUCAGAUCUUUUUUAAAUAACCAGAAGUAAUUGCAUUUUAGCCUAAAAGGGAUGAUCUGACUAAAUGAGGCUUUCAAAAAUCAAUUAGUAUUUCAGAUCAAAAUAAAUCUAUCUACCUGAAGUCUAUGGCUGUUGUGAAUCAAAAUAUUGAUAGAAAUAAACUCUCUUCCAGAUGACAUCGCAAAGAAGUAAGAAGCUAACCAGACACUCAAAUAGCCAUAUGGCUUUAAUCCUGCACACACAACCUAUAUUUGUGUUUAUUUGUGUGCUUAUACAUAAUACAGCAUAUAUAUGCAGCAUAUGUCUCUCUCUCUCUAUAUAUAUAUAUAUACAAUAUAGACAUAUAAAUUAUGUAAAGCACAUAUAAAUAUAUGUGAUCCAGGACAUCGGUAAAAAUAUGAAAAUAUAAUAGUUCAUCAUCCCUAGACUCUUUAGCAUUGUAUCAGCUACGAUAUAGGAGUAACUCAGUCUCCUCACCCUCAAAAAGUAUUUGCAUAGUAAUCCUAAAAAAUCUUAGAUGAGGCUAUGAAAUGUUUGUAUGUAAAUAUGCCACCAAUUUAUCAAUUUAUCAUUUUCUAAUAUAAUCAUUUGUCCAACCAACUGUCAAAUCCAGGUGAUCACAGUGCUGAGUUCCCAAUUCUCCCAAUUGUUCCAAAUCCAUAAUUUCUCAUUCAGUUUUAUCUAUUCACUUCAUUACUUCUUGACUAAGCUCAAGUAUAAAAUUCCCAGGAUUCAAUGUUUGAGUAUGGGCAUAUUUCUACAACAUGGCUAUACAAUUGGGUUAGAGAAUCCUCAUCAUUCUAAAAUAUGUAGCAAUGUACUCAAAGUCAGGACAGCCUACUUCUAAUUUCCUCCUCUUACACAGAUUAGCUGUGUGACCCUGGUCAAGUUAUUUGGUGUAGGCAGCUCUCUGACUCUAAGUAGUGCUGACUUGUAUUGGUAGAGAACUUUUCCUUACCAAGGACUAGUGAAAUGAUAAUAUCAAUCCCAGUUUCCAUCAGCUAUUGAUAUUCUUAUAGAAGAAAGCAGGAAAGAAAAAAGAAGUAGUUUUUGACCUAAGGAGAAGGCAUCUCUGCCUAGUUGCCUCUUCUUUGUUUCCUGAAAAAGAAAAUGUACCCCUUUCAUCUUUUCUCUAUAAUUCCCCACUCAAUUUAUUUUCCCCUUUUCAGCUUUCCUUUCCCAGAAUUGAGGUGUCUUCUUACUAAUACUUUUUUAAGGACAAGGGACCACCAUCUUUAAUGGUGUUCAAUUCCUCCAAUCAUUUCCCCUUCCACCAACUACUUUUUCCCCAACCAAAUCUAUUGAAAAUUACUACCCAUUUACCUCUUCCAAUAGAAUACCCAACACCUUGAACGUCACCUGUGCCCACACAACUAUCUAUUCUAUAUAAUACAGAUGCUCACAUUGAAUUUUAAAGGCAUUAUCUACAAACCCAAAAAGUUUGUAAAGAUGGAUGAAAAAAUACAGCCUGUGUUAUUUUAACUUUUAACUAAAAUUUAGCAUUUUCUUCAAUUAUUUUUAAAAAAUACUGUUCUUAGAAGAAGUCCAUUGGGUUUACCAGACUGGCAAAGGGAUCUAUAGCCCCAAGAAUUUAAGAACCUCUGACUUAAUAGAAUAGAAAUGGAUUAUGAAAUACUUAAGUUAAAGGGAUAAGAAGAUAUUAAGCCCUAAAUAGGUGGGAUUCCCAGUAAGUAUCCCUUUUCUGUGCAAAAAAAAAAAAAAGUUAGCCUUAAAAGCAAUCAUGUUGCAGCCAUGGUCUUAGGAUUUACUAACUCUAACUUCUAAAAUAUAUUUCCUAUUCUUCACAAUACAGAUAGUAGCAUACAUUUUCGAAACUUAUCUGCUUUAGCAAGAGAAAAAUAAUAAUAAUUAAGUCCACAGACCUGGCACCUAUUUUUAAAAUAUCAAUCUAUAAAUGCAGAAUACAAAGUGCUUGGGGAAUAAAUUUAAAAGUGUUGUACCCACCAUCAUGGAGCCAAGGCAGCCAAAUCCAACCCAUAUACAACAGAAAUAUAUACAUAUAAAUAAAAUAAUUGUGACAAUGAACUGAGGGGGAGAGUCAGAGAUUUUGCUGGCAAAUCAAAGCAUUUCUAAUUUUACUAAACAAAUAUGUUUACAUUCUCUAGUUUGUCCUAUUGGUCAUACUGACUCAUUUUGAUGACAAGAAUCAUAAUUUGUUUCUUCAUUUGGAUAUAUAGACAUUUCACCAGAUUAUGCUACUGCCUAAACUGUGGUGUCUUGGAGACUAUAGUAAUGCUCUUAGUAAAUAGAGAUGUAAGUGCGCAGCUGGGUAGUUCAGUGGAUUGAGAGCCAAGCCUAGAGAUGGGAGGUCCUAGGUUCAAAUCUGGCCUCAGACACUUCCCAGCUGUGUGACCCUGGGCAAGUCACUUGACCCCCAUUGCCUGGCCCUUACCACUCUUCUGCCUUGGAGCCGAAACACAGUAUUGACUCCAAGACUGAAGGUAAGGGUUUUUUAAAUAAAAUAAAUAAAUAGAGAUGUAACUAAAUAUUUCUCAAGGGAAUUCAGUGCAGGUAAAAAGUCAUAGCAGCCACAAAUUAUCAAAUUUUAAUUUUAAAAUGGACUCAACAUGGAAAAAUGCACCCACACACACCAUGUUCUACACAAGUCAACACAACCCCAAGAAUUUGGGAAAAUGCAAUAGUCAUGGAUUCAUACAGAGGUUAGAGUUAUGAGCUAUCACUUUUAUCCAUUUCUUUCCUGUGGCAUUAGUGCUAGAUUAAAAUAGCCAUGAAGAGCAGAAUUAGAAAUGCUAAGAAUAACAACUACACAUUAUGCUUUGAAGCUCCCAACCUAAGUCAAUGACCAUUCUUCUCAAUGGCAAAAAUCACCCCCAAAUAUUCAAUGCAGUUCUUUGGAAACAAGAUACAAUAUAUAAUAGCAAAGUAAUGCUGACUUGUUGAAACAGUUUUAAUCAAAUAAAUAACAUUUACUGCAUAGUAUAAUAUUAAGUACAAACAAUAACUUUUUCACAUAGAAGAAAUUUCUGAGAUAGGUCACAAUUGUCUUCUGCAUAUUGAAACAUAUGAUCAGUUCUACUGACCUGUCUUUCAGAGAAAAUGACCAUUAGUACAAAGAGAAUCACAAUAGCUGUAAAUGGAAUAAUAACUUUUAAAGAUGUAAUACUAAUAAUACAUCUGAAUGUAUAAAUUAAGUCUGUAAAAGCUAAGGGAAAAUUGACAUUAAUGCUAAAUCCCUUUCAUACCUUUUGGAGAGAGGGACUUCUCAAUCAAAUUUAGGUUUUUUGUGUGUUAUGUUUUAUUUUUCUAGGUAUUGCAAAGCAUAAGGAAAGAAAGGAGAUGACUCAUUGUUAUUCUCAAGGUUGUCUGACCCUUUUAAUCACUGACUUUUGCAUUUAGAAAAUCCCUAGACUUUAGAAUCUUAAAACUGGAAGGGACUACAUCUAUUAAAUUAUCCAAAUCUUUCUGACCUUAUCUUCUUUAAAUUUGAGAUGGCUUGAAAAAGUAGGUAACUAUUUUGAAUAGGUACUGUUCUGUUCUUUAUUUUGUAUAUUAAAGAGGUAUCAGUUCCAAAGGAGACUAAAGUCUAGUAUGAAUGGGAUGAUUCCCUAAAGUUGAGGAAGGACCCCUCCUCCCCCAGACAUGAGGGGAGGAUUUUGUAUAUUCCAAGCCUGGACAAAGAAGAUAGAAUCCUCCCUAGUGACAAUCCGGUACCUGCUCGUUAAAAAGGUCUGCAUUUGCUGUGAUUGGAUUUUAGAGUGAUGAAUUGCCCUAUGUCAAUGUCACCCAGGAAGUCAAAAGGCUAAUUUCAAAAUGGAAAUAUAAAGUCAUAGUUCUAAUAUAAGUGUCCUUAGUUCUUUUGAGUAUUAUAAUGAUGUUGGCACAUUUCAGUGAAUUUGACAAGCUCUUUAUUAUGAAAGCAUAAUGCUUGGUGCCCAAAAUGUAGUAAUACAGCUAUUGGAACUAAAUCAUUAAUCAAAAUCUCUUUGCUGCAGAACACAAAAAUAUUAUACUAGAUAACUUUCCCAAAUGACUAGAUGUUUGUCAGAUCUUAACCAUUUUUAUUGAAAAGUUUUCUCAUAUUUUAACAAGCCUUUUCAUUAUUUCUUAUGGUUCUCAUGUGGUUAAAAUCAGAAUGGAAAUAUACAUCUCAUUUAAUUCAAUACAUUUGAACCUAGUCUCAAAGAACAGUCAAAGUAUUCAUCAGCUAAGUGAUUUCAUGAACCUCUAAUUUAUUUUUGCUUUUGCCAUUUUUUUGCUCUAUCAAUUUCUCAUAAUCAUUUUCAUAUUAGAAUGAGAACACUGAAAAGGAUCAUCUAUCAUAUUUAAUAUAGUGCAAGAAUUGCUCCCAAGCUAUCACAAAACAUAGCAAUAUCUUCCUAGAAUAUUUCUAAUGUAGGGAAUUCAUUGUUGAGUAGUUCUAAUUGUUUAAAAAAGGUUUCCUUGAAUCCAAAUUUAAGUACCUAUUAUUUCCGCCAGUUGGUCACAUUCUGCCCUCUAGAGCUACAUAGAAUAAAUCUAUUCCAUUUUCACAUAGUAGCCCUUAAGCACCAUAAGUAUCCUCCCUCCAUCUUGUACCAUGAGUUUUAUUUCUACUUAAAUCAUUCAUAGAUAUACUUUACUCUUGAAGGAUUAAGAGAGACUUCCAAUUAAUAUUAAGAUGAAAUACACAAUUAUUCUAUUACACAAACAAAACAAAUAUGAUGAAAAAUCUUACUAUGCUAUUUGCAGUAAAAUUUAAAAAGAAAAACAUCUUCCUUAACCAUAAACCAAUCUCAGCAAUAAUUUUUUAUUACAUUUACAAGAUUCAACUGAGGACUAUAUGAGAAGUAGCAAUAUUAAAAGAUCCCUUGGAGCUAAUUAGAUGAGCAAGAGACCACACUAGCCCAAAAGAAUUCAUAUCUUUCCUUUUUAGUGAAAUCAUGAUGAAAUAUAAUUGAUAUAUGAAGUUGGUUUUUAGUAACAGCUGGUCUGUCUUUAGGGGUGAUUUUAGCAACGGUGCCUUCAGGCAGCCCACAUCUUUAAUGUCAUAAACAUAUCAGCACUAAAGGCUUGUGAUUGAAGAUGAGAAUGUUAGAAGCUGUGGGUUAAAUGCCAGGGAAAAAAUAUGUAUAUAUAAAGAUUUGGAUGUAUUGUAUUUUUGACAUGCUUGAAUAUGAUUGCACUCUUUCACUUUCAUCUCUGUAAAAUAUGCAAGUUGCCAUCUUUGAGUUUUUAUGUAAUUUACAGUAGAAUGGUGAUCCUGAAGAGGAAACAAAUGGGCUAAAGGAUUGACAUUCUACAUUCCAUGGAUGUUUAAUAGUGUGUUCUGUCAAACAAAAACAAACAAAAAGAAAUGUGCCAUGAGCUUUAAAAAAAAAAGUUUUAACUUCAUACAGUGACUUUUGUGAUAGUGAGGAAAAAAUUUAAAAGAUUACCAAAUGCAGUAUUAUUAUGAAAAUGUAUAAAUUAUCUAUCUGUAGUUUUUAAAAGUGACUUCCUGAGAUUUGUGCCCUUAUGCCAAGUGGCAUAUUUCAUCAGGAAGAUUUCCUUUUCUUAAAAUUAUAUUGAAAUGUCAUGCAUGGAUUUAAUCAAAUUGCUUUUGGUUGUAUUAUCUUCUGUUCAGCACAGUAACUAACAACCUCUAGUCAGUGUUGUUAACCCAUGUGCAGUUUAUGUUAUUCACGUAACUGUAGCCACAUUGAUCAAAUGGAAUAAAGACAUCUUUUUUUUCCAGAACAAA
Molecule: messenger RNA, 10583 nt
Organism: Monodelphis domestica (gray short-tailed opossum)
Lineage: Eukaryota; Metazoa; Chordata; Mammalia; Didelphimorphia; Didelphidae
Gene: GLRA3
Product: glycine receptor alpha 3
Biological process (GO): monoatomic ion transmembrane transport; chloride transport
Cellular component (GO): postsynaptic membrane; plasma membrane
Molecular function (GO): glycine binding; transmembrane signaling receptor activity; extracellularly glycine-gated chloride channel activity
Source: RefSeq, a predicted model, not a curated record